AUGACUACGGGCAUUCCCAUAGACGAUCCCUUUUACGAAGCCCCUCCGCCCAUCGUAGAUGUCGAAUACGGAAACCCUUUCUACAUUGCAAACCCCGCGCAAGGCCUUAACGCUGCAUAUGAACCGGGAAAAGGCGUCCGAGAGAACGGCAACUUGGGCAAGGACAUCGACGACCUCACUGAAAAGACAUAUCUCUGGCAAAACAAGCAGGACCUUACGGAAGAGACUAGCUAUCAGCACUUCGUCCUCAACUACAAGAAAUACCAAGUUGUAUGGCGAUGGAUCAGGUGCGGACCGAGGCUGUGCGGGAACGUCAAAAACCCAGAGGAUUUGACCUGUCCUUGUGGCUGGAGAUUAUGGGUGGACGCUAAGCCGCCUGGAUGGAAAGAGGGAGGGGAAUUGAAAGCGGAGACGGAGGGAUGGAAGGACGAGGUUAAUCCCUUCGCUAUGGAUUACAAUGGAGAUGCCGUUGGUGACUGGCAAUUCGACAUGGUGGACGGUGUUUUGUGCAGGAAGGAGAUUUCUACCGGCAACGUAGAACAGGUGGUGUACAGCCAGGUAAAGGUUAAGGGUGGUUGGACCGGCCGGUUGCCGGGUACUAAGUAG
This is a messenger RNA of Alternaria ventricosa, 606 nucleotides long. RefSeq lists its product as uncharacterized. Lineage: Eukaryota; Fungi; Ascomycota; Dothideomycetes; Pleosporales; Pleosporaceae. The record is from RefSeq and is a predicted model, not a curated record. Bases 1 to 606 code for a protein of 201 amino acids. The transcript has a single exon.